AUGUCUCGCGACAAAUGCAUUCCCUCCCGUCUGACGGAUUUCCGCCGCCAGAAUCCGAAGCGUUCCGGUCCCGCGAAACACUACCAGAGGACCGUAAACUACCGCCCUCGCGAACGUCAUUUCUGGCACAAGCACCAAAACAAAAGAUCUUUCUCCAAUUCGUGCCCAGUCAAGGAUGCGUCUCUGGAACUCCGCGAUUCUGACAGAUCUUCCAGUGACUCCUCGCGAUUCUCAUCUCCCACAAUCUCUCCGCUCCAGGAAAUCCAGGAAUCUCCGUCGGCCACCCCUUCCAUUGAAUCCACGUUCACAUUCCCGUCAAUCUACAUCGGUUCUGUGUUGGGUCCAUUCGGAAUCCACAUGGAAGGAAUCAAAUUUGAGAGCGGAGCGAAGGUCACUGUGCUUCUUGAACCGUCGGAGAACAUCGAGACACGGAGUCUGCUUUUGGAGGGUACGGAGGAGCAGGUGGAAGAGGCGGCCCACAUGUUCAGAUGGUACAUCAAUGAGAACGUGCCGAGAGAUGGAGACGUCACUGUGCUCGAGAUGGAAAUUCCGGCAGGAUUAUUUCCGAACGCGCUCGGAAGACACGGACGGACACUCAGAAGGAUCACGGAAGUCACCGGAAUCCGGGUGAGCGUUCUCGAUCCCCAUGAGCAGAAGGUCCGCCUCGUCCUCGCUGGAGAUGAGAUCAACGCGCAACUGGCCCGACAUCUCAUUCUCAUCGCCAUCGGAUCCGUGUCUCGAACGAAUCCAGCUCCUAUUGAAGUGGAUCUGCCGAAGCUUCUCGAGAAGAUCUUCAUGGACGAAGGAUUGGAAUCGGAUCGCGAACAAAUCGAGUACUCGGAUCACAUCGGAGACUAUGCAACUGUCGAGUUAAUCGAGAAUGAAAUCAAGCAAAAGGAGGCAUGA
This is a messenger RNA of Caenorhabditis sp. 36 PRJEB53466, 906 nucleotides long. Lineage: Eukaryota; Metazoa; Nematoda; Chromadorea; Rhabditida; Rhabditidae. The record is from the annotation of a GenBank genome assembly.